AUUUAUCAAGUAUAUGCUUUAAAUAUAUAUAUAUAUAUAUAUAUAGGAGAAGUAUUCUGAAAUUUGAGUGGGAUUGUGCUUGAUGUUUUCUACCCAAGUAUUCUUUGCUUUUUUCCCAUUAAGAUCUCAUCAUUAUCUUUAUGGAAUGCUUUUGUCAGUACAAUGUAUGUAGACACUCUUGUAUUAACCUGUUCAGAUUAUUUUAUCGACUCAAUCUAGUGGAUAUGAUGGUGUCACUAUCCUUAAAUUGAUGUAUCUAUUCGUGCUCUCUGUACCAUUCUAUGAUGCCUGGCUUACAUCUUUGCUUCUUGGUGGACCAUUUUAUAGAACACCCUUGUCAAGAUUGAAAAAGAAAUGCCUGUGGCCAGCAGAACUGUUUACAAUGUCAACUUUGGGCAAUUCAACUAACAUAUUUUGGCAAGAAUGCCAAGUAGGAAAGCUUGACAGGCAGAAGCUACUUAACCAAAAGGGAUGCGUUGUGUGGAUCACGGGUCUCAGUGGAUCAGGAAAAAGCACAUUAGCCUGUUCAUUAAGCAGGGAACUUCAGUCAAGGGGAAAAUUGUCUUAUGUCCUUGAUGGAGAUAACCUUCGGCAUGGAUUAAACAAAGAUCUUGGUUUUAAACCUGAAGACCGUGCUGAAAAUAUACGCAGAACUGGAGAAGUAGCAAAGCUCUUUGCUGAUGCUGGUCUAAUAUGUGUUGCCAGUCUGAUAUCUCCAUAUAGAAAAGAUCGUGAUAUGUGCCGUUCUAUGAUGACUGAUUCUAAUUUUAUUGAGGUCUUCAUGAACAUGCCUCUAGAACUGUGUGAGGAGCGAGAUCCCAAAGGCCUUUAUAAGCUUGCUCGUGCUGGAAAGAUCAAAGGCUUUACUGGUAUUGAUGAUCCUUAUGAACCGCCCUUAAAUUGCGAGAUAGAAAUAAAACAGAUAGAUGGAGUUUGCCCAGCACCCACUGCCAUGGCUGGACAAGUAGUUUCUUGUUUGGAAGAGAAAGGAUUUCUUGAAUUCUAGGAAUUUGAUCCCACUCUUCUCUUGGAUGAUCUUCUGCGAUUUUUUCUUCUUGUUUUUUUCUUUUUUAAUUGAGUCGCCGGGAAGACGUGUGAUGAGAUAAUGUAGACUAAGGAGGCUUGUGGGAUUCAGCAACCACCUGUCUUAAGUGGAUAAAAAAAAUGUUAUAUAGCUUGACUUAUGAUUGUGUUCUUUGUA
Messenger RNA from Prosopis cineraria, 1201 nucleotides. RefSeq names its product adenylyl-sulfate kinase 3. Gene Ontology annotation, biological process: sulfate assimilation. Gene Ontology annotation, molecular function: adenylylsulfate kinase activity; ATP binding. The transcript is spliced from 7 exons. The record is from RefSeq and is a predicted model, not a curated record. Lineage: Eukaryota; Viridiplantae; Streptophyta; Magnoliopsida; Fabales; Fabaceae. Bases 251 to 1006 code for a protein of 251 amino acids.